Messenger RNA from Penicillium longicatenatum, 1272 nucleotides. RefSeq lists its product as uncharacterized. The record is from RefSeq and is a predicted model, not a curated record. The transcript has a single exon. Bases 1 to 1272 code for a protein of 423 amino acids. Lineage: Eukaryota; Fungi; Ascomycota; Eurotiomycetes; Eurotiales; Aspergillaceae.
AUGGAUUGCAUUACCAGCCGUCGAUUGGGUGCUCUUGUGUUUGCCAUCAUUCCUGGAUUCUUGGAAAUCACGUCUGCUGCCCCCACUUCAUUUCCAUCUGCAUCUACUACGGUAGCAUCGUCGUCGACAACCGGAUUGCCCACUACCGCCGCGUAUUUUGUCGACGGAACUACCACAAGCUUCGCGCAUACGACACUCACGGCUACUGGUACGAAUGAGGGCGUGAUUAUUGUAAAAGAAACAGGCGUUGCAUAUGUCUCGGAUUGUACUUUGAUCAAGGCUGGAAACACAACAGCCGAGGAAGAUAGCUCAUUCACAGACUUGAAUGCUGCCGUUGGGAUAGAGACAGAUGGCACUAUAUACAUCACCAACAGCAAGAUCAUCACCAAUGGAAUUGGCGCAAAUGGACUUCAUACGUAUGAGGAUGGAACAACAGCCUAUCUUUCCAAAGUCCAAAUCCACGCCGAAGGGGAUUACUCUCAUGGAAUAUACACAGGCGGAGGUACUAUUUACGGAACCGACCUCACUGUCAACACAUUUGAUGACCAUGGAAGUGCCAUUGCCACUGAUCAGGGUGGAGGCUUGAUUGUAGUCAAGGAUACCGUUGCCAACACAUACGGGGCUUUGUCUGCUCUUGUUUACUCGACUGGAAACAUUACCGCAACCUCCUUGUCCGGUGUAUCUGACAUUGCCCCUGUCGCCUGCAUCGAUGGAUCCAAUUCAUUUACUCUACACAAUCCAUCUGUUGCAUCCGGCACUCAGAAUAACGGGGUAUUCCAGGUUGUGAGCACGGUGGCAAGCAACGGCACGAUUGACACAGCCUACGCAUAUGUCACAGGUGGUUCUGUUGCGGAGACGAAUGGCACAUACAGUGUUCUGUUUGUGGCAAAUAUUCAAGCGUAUGUCUACUUCACGGCCGUGGACAUCACUACGAAAUCAGGUAUAUUGGCGAAUAUCACUGCGGACAACGAUUUUGGAACCUCUGGCGUUAAUGGAGGGACUGUCGACUUGUUCCUGACUGAUUUGAACAUCUCCGGUGAUAUCUUCGUCGAUGAUAUAAGUGUGGCCAAUAUAUACUUGGUUGGAUCGCAUUGGAGUGGAGCUAUCAAUCCCUUGAACUCCACGGGAACUGUUUUUGUCUCUGUGGAUGCGGAUAGCACGUGGACUCUGACUGGUGACUCCAACGUGGAUACGAUUGAUAUGAAAGGCAAGGGCUCGAAUGUUCACCGCGGCCAGUAUGAUCUGAAUUACGGUCGCAAGACGAGAGGCUGA